This is a messenger RNA of Scheffersomyces stipitis CBS 6054, 3261 nucleotides long. It is a transcript of the gene ZCF16, whose product is annotated as Zcf16p. Lineage: Eukaryota; Fungi; Ascomycota; Pichiomycetes; Serinales; Debaryomycetaceae. Gene Ontology annotation, molecular function: DNA-binding transcription factor activity, RNA polymerase II-specific; sequence-specific DNA binding; zinc ion binding. The record is from RefSeq and is a predicted model, not a curated record. The transcript has a single exon. Gene Ontology annotation, biological process: positive regulation of transcription by RNA polymerase II. The coding region runs from base 1 to 3261 and encodes 1086 amino acids.
AUGGUCAAAGUCAAGACGGAAAACGAAAAAGAAAUCAAGGACAAAUCAGCGUCCAACCUCAAGUUGAUCUCAACCAACACGGGGACGAGAGUGUCACAGGCUUGUGACCGGUGUCGUAUCAAGAAGAUCAAAUGUGACGGUCUCUAUCCGUGUCACAACUGCAACAAGAUUGGGUUUGAGUGUAGGACAAGCGACAAACUCACCAGAAGAGCGUUUCCCAAAGGGUAUACAGAAAACUUGGAGAAGAAACUUAAAGAGUUGGAGCAAGAGAUGAUCGAUUUGAAGGCCAAGUAUGGCAUAGUAGAUGACGCUGGUAACUCUGAAGUUGGAGCUGGAGGGGCUGUUAACAGUCUCAGUGUGAACGACACCUCUGUAGCGAAUACACCUAAUAACACAUUUACUCCUUCAACUUCUAACGUUCAUAAUCCUAACUCUUCUGAUGACAAGGUGCUAUUGACCACCACCAACCAGACGGUGCAAAUCAACAACCCUAUUGACCAGAUCUUCAACCUAGACAACAAGGGUAUAAUUAUCGGAAACGAUAAUCUCAACUUCGAGUCGCAGUUCAACCAUUUGCUCAUCAACUUAAAUCUCCCAUUUCUCAAGAUCACCAAUUCACAUAACUACUUGCUAAACGAUCCAAACAGCUACUUGUACCAUCCUUCGUACCAUAACUACAACCAGUUCCAUAACAAAGAUUUGGAUGUGAUCUACAACCCAUUAACGGGAAACAGCAACGUCAACGAGUUCAGCUUGGUCAACAACCAGUUGCCUACAGAUAUCUACGACUUGUUCAUCAAGCUAAUCAAUAACUUCAAAAAGUUGUUCAACAACAAAAAGGAGUUGGACAAUCAGAUCAUUCAGUUCUUUCUCAACUACAACAUCUUCUUACCCAUCUUUGACUACAAACAGUUCAUGGAAUCGUACGAUGCUUUUCACACGAUGUAUCCCUUCAUCUUCACCUAUGAUGAUUCGACUAUCAACGGGUUCAAUCUCUCCAACAGCAAUGACUACCACAUUGUGAACCAGUACCUCAUGAUCAUCAUCCAGAUAUAUGCCAUGAUCUACAUGAACAACCCUACCAUCAAUUUGAACUUGUUGUUGAACCAUUCAGACCCAAAUUAUACCUUCCACAAAAAGUCUCCUAAAGAUAACUCGCCCAAUAUUAUCAAGUCCUUGUACGAUUUCCUCCCCUAUUUCAAUGUAUUCCAUGUAUCUGUUAACCAACUACAAACCUAUUUAUUAUUCUUGUAUUACUCCCUCUUGACCAACAACAAGGAGAAGUCCUUGAUUUUGUCGUCCCUAAUUAAUUCAUUUAUUGGGAUCCUUGGUAUCAACCUUAAUUCCAAAAACUUGUUCUUCGACGACUUGUCGCUUAACACACUUCAGAGAAGGAACAGAGUGAAAACAUUCUGGGUGUUCAAGGUCUUGUUAAAGUGCUUCAAUUUAAAGUUUGGCUUCAAGCCUAGCUUGAAUACCACUGUUAUUAAUCCUGUUACUAUCGACAAGUAUUUUCAAUUGACACCAGAAAAAUUGAGUACCUUGCUCGACAACAGUGAUGACUUGUUCAACACUUUGUUGAAGCCAAGUAUCGAGUUCUUGAACUUGAUGAAUAUUAUCAUUCCCUCGUCGUUUGCGCCUAACUAUUACGAAUAUCUUAAAAAUAAGAAGAAGAAAAAAGAUCCAAACCACCAGCAUCAUACCAAGCAUCUUGAUUGGAUCCUUAAAGAAGAUGAUGGUGAAGGCAAUGAUGGUAACUUGAACUAUAACUAUGCUCAAUUCUUAACUAUUGACAAGAAUUUGUCCAACUGGAGAAAUUCGUUGAAAACCAAGACCAUCAACUUAUUGCCCUUGGCAGAUGAAAUGGGCUUACCUAACAUUUCCAACAUUUCUUCCAAUGAUCUCUUUCAUGAAUUAAGAACCGGGAAGUUAUCAUCAGGUAUCACCCAUGAAGGUUUACUCAAUUACUAUUCUACUGGGAUCCCGGAUAUCUAUACUGCUUCUCAGUUGAUAAAAAUUCAGUUGAACUUCCACUACAUAUUGAUUAGAUCCAUGAAUUAUCUUAACUUCAUUGUUGACAAGGAAUUAACUUAUCCAUAUUAUAUCGAGAUUUCUCAUAUAUCUCGGGAGGUAUUGCAUUACUUCUUGUUUAUAUUCGAUCACAUAAACAAGUCCAAUGAGAAAACGAUUGAUCCGACACCUUCUUCGUCCAAUAUUGUCAUGGAAAGUUUAGGUCUCGAUGUAGAUGAAGAUGGCUUUGUCAUUAAUGAUUUUUCUGUGAAAAGAAGAAAGACUAAUGGUUCCGAUAGACACAAUAUCGCUAAGAGAAUUACCAAAGAAAUUCCACCUUCGCCAUUCAACUAUAUGUUGAAUGGUUUAUCUAUGACCAUUAUCAACUUUAAGAAAUCUAUGAUCUUACAAUUGUUGUUUCUUUUAAUUUGUCAAUUGAAGUUCUUCAAACGUAAUGAUUUUGAUUUGAUCAGCGACUCCAUUCCUUUGUUAAACGAAAGUGUUGAAUUGUUCAUCAAGAUUUUCAUCAACUACAAGGUCGGAGUCAAUAGAAAGGACCCCAAGAAGGUGAAGGAAGAUAAACUCUUCGAAAAACUUAUGAAUGAUCAGUUGCGUGAUGAAAUCUUGAAGGACCAAGCCGAUAGCGAUUUUGACGAUGAUGACGAAGCAAGCAAUGCAUAUCAAAGCAUUGACUGGGAUGAUGAAGAGAUGGACGAAGAUUUGAAAUACUUGAAGAUUCUCAAAUUCGUAAAAUACAAAAGUAACGAUAUCUUGAACAAACUUAUUGGGAAGAACUCUUCAAGUGUUCCGGAACCAAGUCAAGUCACUCACCAUCAUCAUGUCGAGCAGCCAUCUCAGCUUCAUGUCCAUCCUCACAUCGACAGCAAUCGUUCAUCUUUGUCAAAGCCAACAGGGCCUCCAAUAUUGCCUCCGCCUGUUAUCAACAACUUCUAUGCCAAUUCUCCUAGUGCUGGUUCGCCAGGUUUGGGCUCAUUCAACAAGAUCCCAUCUAUGUCUAAGUUCGAUUUUCUCCUUUCAGACAAUGACUACAGCAACCAAGCGAAAUCGCAAUCGCAUACUCCUCAAGAUUAUGAGCUAGCCAAGAAAGAGAAACUAGUCAUAAAUGACUUAAUGAACUUGCGGCACGGAUCUCAGGGUAGCAAUAAGUAUCCUGGACCAUCUCUGAAUCCCAAUUGGAUUCAUUCGUCGUCCAAUUCGAACACAAACGGAUACAAUGGUUCAGGGCACUAA